Messenger RNA from Babjeviella inositovora NRRL Y-12698, 1503 nucleotides. RefSeq lists its product as uncharacterized. The coding region runs from base 1 to 1503 and encodes 500 amino acids. NCBI's taxonomy places the organism in Eukaryota, Fungi, Ascomycota, Pichiomycetes, Serinales. The record is from RefSeq and is a predicted model, not a curated record. The transcript has a single exon. Gene Ontology annotation, molecular function: oxidoreductase activity, acting on paired donors, with incorporation or reduction of molecular oxygen; monooxygenase activity.
AUGACCACUGCCAGAAACGAAAGGAAGCCCCUUAUCAUCAAUGCCUUUGCCAUGGCCACCAGUGGCCACCAAUCUCCAGGACUAUGGAAACACCCGGAAGACAAGUCUCCUGAGUACAACACCAUAGAGUACUGGACCAACUUGGCGGAGUUGCUAGAGCGUGGCAAGUUUCACUCGGUCUUUUUUGCCGAUGUCUUGGGCGGGUACGACGUGUACAACGGACCGCAGAACAUUACAGCCGCUGCCACAUCAGGAGCGCAGUGGCCUGUGAAUGAGCCCAGCGCGGUGGUGGCAGCCAUGGCCGCGGUUACCACCAACUUGUCGUUUGGAAUUACGUUCAGCACCAUCAGCGAAGCGCCUUACCACUUUGCUAGAAGAUUGGCCACCUUGGAUCACCUAACUGAAGGCAGGGUGGGUUGGAACGUUGUCUCGUCCUACUUGGAAAGCGGCUCCCGAAACUUAUUGAACGGCGCUGCGUUGCCUCCGCACGAGGAAAGGUACCUCCACGCGGAGGAGUAUCUCCAGGUGGUUUACCAGUUGGUUUUGGCUUCCUGGCGGGAUGACGCUGUGGUCAAAGAUAGAAAGACGGGUGUCUAUUCCGAGCCUAGCAGAAUCAGAGAAAUCAACUUCGAAGGAGAGUACUUUAAGGUUCCCGGUCCCAACAUCACCGAGCCUACCCCCCAGCGACUUCCGGUAAUCCUACAGGCCGGUACCUCCAAGGCAGGCAUCAACUUUGCUGCCAAGAACGCCGAAGCGGUGUUUCUUGCGGCCUUCACUCCCGAAAGUUUGCGAGAGAAGAUCAAGGAGAUCCGCAGAGUGGCAGCUGAGAAGUACGGAAGAGAAGACGAUGCUGUGAAAGCUAUCCAGUUGAUUACCACCGUCAUUGCUGAAACACACGAAGAAGCUGAGGCAAAGUACGAGGAGUAUAAAUCGUACGGCGACUUAGAAGGUGCACAAGCAUUACUCAGCGGGUGGUCUGGGAUCGACUUUGGAAAGUACGGGUACGACGAGGAGCUCGGGGAUGUGGAAAGCAAUGCGGUAAAGUCCUUCGUGGAGGCCUUGACCCAGAAAGCCACCGGUGAGCCAGAGGGACUCAGAAAGACUCGGGAAUAUCUUGCAAACAAAGUCACCAUCGGUGGGGUAGGUCCGGUGAUUUUUGGAACUCCAGUUGAGGUUGCCGAUGAGCUUGAGCGUUGGGUAGACAUUUCGGGUGUGGAUGGAUUCAACUUUGCUUACGCUGUGUCUCCGGGGAGUUUCGAGACGAUUGUGGACUUGCUCCUCCCAGAAUUGAGACUCCGAGGCUUGGCCUGGGAGGAUUACCCAGCAAGUAGCACUUUCAGGGAAAGCAUCUUUGGCAAUGGGGGAAUAGAGCCUGGAUUUGUGAGACCGUCCCACCCAGCCUACGGUUUACGAUGGAGAGCUGGUGUCACUAGAAAAGAGUUUGAGCAGAGCUUGGAAGAGGUUAGGUUAAAGUGGGAGGAGGCUUCAAAUAGACUGAUAUAG